Messenger RNA from Betta splendens (Siamese fighting fish), 2597 nucleotides. Its product is annotated as heparan sulfate glucosamine 3-O-sulfotransferase 3B1-like. Lineage: Eukaryota; Metazoa; Chordata; Actinopteri; Anabantiformes; Osphronemidae. The record is from RefSeq and is a predicted model, not a curated record. The transcript is spliced from 2 exons. Gene Ontology annotation, molecular function: [heparan sulfate]-glucosamine 3-sulfotransferase activity. Bases 230 to 1372 code for a protein of 380 amino acids.
GUUUACAACUCGGCACACGUGCGGCCGGUGCGUCGGGGCUCGUGGCGGCGUCUCGCGCAGACGGAGGAGGUCUCAUCACCUGAGAGCCGGGUUUUGGAGCGACGCACCUGCGCGCGUUCACCGCGGCUCCUUUCGGUCUCACCUGUGCGCAGAGGACGCCACCUGUGUGUUUUAAUGGCAGCGCGCUUCAACGUGUGUCCAGCAUGGCGGCGACCACCCCGGCACCGGCAUGGCUUGUAGCCGCGUCACCGCGCCGGAGCCGCCGCCGGGCAUCUUCAGGAGAGCGGCGGUGAUGCUGUGCUCCCUCUGCGCCUUCCUGCUCCUCCUGCACCGCUGCGCCUCCGGUUCGCCCCCACUGCUCAGAGCCUCCGACGCGGCCGCCGGUCCUUCCGGGGACCCGAGGUCCCUGCGGACGAGGCUGACGUACGAAUGGACCCGCGCGUCGGAGCCGGCGGGCUUUGGAGCCGCCGCGCGCGCCUCCCGGGGGCUCGCGGACGAGGCGCGGCCCGAGCGGCCGCUCGUGUCGCCGUCUCCGGACGCGUCCAGGAAGGUGUCGCCGCGGCUCGCAGGUAAACUGAGCGCGCUGGGCGACGGGAGCAGGAAGCUGCCGCAGGCGCUCAUCGUCGGGGUGAAGAAGGGAGGCACGCGCGCUCUGCUGGAGUUCCUGCGGGUGCAUCCGGACAUCAGGGCCGUGGGAGCGGAGCCGCACUUCUUCGACCGCCACUACGACAACGGGCUGCAGUGGUACAGGGACCUGAUGCCCAAGACUCUGGAGGGACAGAUCACUAUGGAGAAAACCCCAAGCUACUUCGUGACCCGAGAGGCUCCGGCCCGGAUCUCGGCCAUGUCCCGGGACACCAAGCUGAUCGUGGUGGUGAGGGACCCGGUCACCAGAGCCAUCUCAGACUACACCCAGACGCUGUCCAAGAAGCCCGACAUUCCCUCCUUCGAGAGCCUCACCUUCAAAAACAGGACUACAGGGCUCAUCGACACUUCGUGGAGCGCGGUCCAGAUCGGCAUCUACGCCAAGCACCUGGACAACUGGCUGCAGUACUUCCCCAUGGAGCAGAUCCUGUUCGUCAGCGGCGAGCGGCUGAUCAGCGACCCGGCCGGAGAGCUGGGUCGAGUGCAGGACUUCCUGGGGCUCAAGAGGAUCAUCACAGACAAACACUUCUACUUCAACCAGACCAAGGGGUUCCCGUGCCUCAAGAAGGCAGAGGGCAGCAGCAAGCCCCACUGCCUGGGUAAAACCAAAGGCAGGACCCAUCCCAACAUCCACCCGGAGGUGGUGCAGAGGCUGCGGGACUUCUACCGGCCCUUCAACAUGAAGUUCUACCAGAUGACAGGACAGUUUUUCGGCUGGGACGACUGAGUGUGUUUUAUUUCUGUGUGUGUGUGUGUGUGUGUUUCUGGGUUUCAGGGACACUGAAAAGUUUAAAACAUAAUAUUCCAAACACUGCUGUGACUAAAAGAUAUUAGUUGACAUUUCUACCCAUUUUUUUCAUAUUUGAUUUAUAUUUAAGAAUUUAGAUUAAAAUCUAUCUAUAAUCUAUAUUAUAUCAUGUCUCAUAUAAGCAGGACUAAAAGCAUACUAUUUCUCCAUCGUCAGCACAUGGUCAAACUAGUGCAGGAAUACUGAUCUCAGCACUAACUAAGCAAUAUGUGGUUGUUAUGAGGAGACAAAGAGGCACGAUCUCCCCACAGUGACACCCCAGAUAUGCAACAUCACAGCUGCCUCACAUCUGCAAUCACAAAAACCUGUAAAUGAGGUUGAAUGAACCCAUCCAGCGGUUCCAUAAAAGGCUUUAGUGAGAUGUUCAGACGUUAACAUUUCUAUAAUAAUAUGUGCUUUUUUUGAAAAAGUAUUUAUUAAAGAAGUACAUAAGCAGUAUAUUUCUAUUUUGAAUAACUCUUGAGUGGUGAUUACAUAUUUCCUUAUUAUGCAAGUUAACAUUUGUAUUGUAUUUAAAUUUUAAUUUUUGAUAAUUUAUUUAAACGCAUAUUUUCUAUGCAGCCUUUCAGUUGCUGAGCUGUAAGUUUGUUAUUUCAGGGCUCGUUCGUCCACCUUGAGUUAAUGAAGUUACAGGCAAAGAAUCGCACUCGCUGUUACUCGAGCAGCAGCAGAGGAGGCAAAAGUCCAAACGGUGACUCAGAUUUCCUCAAACAUGCCUCCUGUGAACUGAAUACACUUGAUGUCACUGGGCUCCGACGCCUGGAGGCAACGUGUGUGUGUGUGUGUGUGUGUGUGUGUGUGUGUGUGUGUGUGUGUGUGUGUGUGUGUGUGUGUGUGUGUGUGUGUGUGUGUGUGUGUGUGUGUGUGUGUGUGUGUGUGUGUGUGUGUGUGUGUGUGUGUGUGUGUGUGUCGUUUUAAAACAAGCCUGGGAACAAUGGUUAAGCUGGUUCCUAAUUUCGGUCUGUUUGUAUUGUGAGCCACUGUCUGAAAGCAGAUGUGGCUCAAAACGCAUAGAAUUAAGGUUGGUUUUUGGUGUGACCAUCAGAGUAGAGGGGAUUGUGUUUCCAGUUCUGUGCUGUUCUGACUUGUUUACUUCAACUUGUUGGAAGGUUUAGGGCACUUGAUUAAAAGUUCUGAGUUUUCA